GAAAACCGGUAGCUCACUGAAUGAGUUGAAGUAAACACAUAAAUGAGCAAAACAAAAGCAUGUUAAAUAUGAAGAGCAGCCUCCUCGGACCCCUGGUUCUUCUUGUCUUCAGUGGCAUGAUUGAAUGCAAGCCUAAAUAUUACAUCCCCUUCAACUUUGGUUUGACUUGGGACGAAGCACGAGGCUUCUGCCAGAAAUAUUUCACCGACUUGGCCACCAACUUUACCUCGUCAGACUUGGAGAGCAUGGACUUGAAGCAACAGCUGGUGUGGAUUGGCCUGAAAAAAAAGAAGGAUGCGGAUGGGUGGAUAUGGUCUGAUUCAAAAAGCCAUAAACCAAACUGGGCGGAGAACGAGCCUAGCAGCGGUCGAGACUGUGCUGCUGUUCACUUCAGCGAUAAAAAGCUUUAUGCAUGGAUCUGUUCAAGUCGUAGGAUGUUUUACUGUCAAAAGGAAGGCAACUACACAUUUGUAAACAAAUCAAAGAGUUGGGAUGACGCCUCUUCGUACUGCAAGACUAUAAACUAUAAACAUCUGGCGACUUUCGAAUGCUCCGAUAUGGAAACUAUAUUCACUGAGAAGGACUUUCCCGUCUGGGUUGGAAUGCGCAGAGAAGUAAUUUCAGAUGGAUUCAGAUGGAUCAUAACAACCUCAAAUUAUAAUAAAUGGAUGGAUGGUGAGCCAAGAGACAGCCGCCAUUGUGUCACCAUCUCCUCACAGACCAAGCUGAUGGCCACCGAAAACUGUAGCGUCGAUCUUCCCUUCGUCUGCAUGUCAGACGAAAACAUUGUUAUCCUGGUGAAGGAGAACAAGAGCUGGGAGGAGGCGCUGGAACACUGCCGAGGCAUCAGUAACAGUGUCCUUCGCUAUGAUCUGGUCAGCGUGCAACCUGGAGAUGAACACCAGCACAUAAUGAGCAAGGCCAUGGAGGCUGACACAGAGGAGGUGUGGACCGGCCUGCGUUUUCUGGGUGAUGAGUGGCUGUGGGUGAACGGGGAAAGUAUGAUGGGCAGCCACCUGCCUCAGUGUCCCAUGCAGCAGCAGCGCUGCGGAGCUUUAUCCAAGAAAACCAGCAGUCUGAAGACCAGAGACUGUUCAGAGAGGAAAAACUUUCUCUGUUACGGCUAUACGCCUUAAUGUCACUGUUGUCAUAGGGUCUGGGGCCUCUGCAGCCAACUAGCAUCAGACAGACGCCCUGGCAGCCCAAGAUUUGCAACACUUUUCUUUUCAUGCUAAAUUUUACCCUAAUGAUCUUAGAAUAUCUCUACUCUCUAACAGAAAAUAAUAGUUUUUCCUUUUCUUGAUGAUAUUUUGUUUCUUCAAGUGAUUGUUAAAACAAAUUUUUACGUGUGAAACGUGUUGCCCUGUCUUUUACGGUUUAUCCCUGUUUCUCUACUAGACAUAGCUAUUGGCUGAGCUUUUGCUGCAACUAACUGUAUUUGCUCUGCUGCAUCCUGUAGACUAGAAAACCGGCUCAGAGCUUAUAUCUUUAGCUGAUCUUUCCAAAAUGUAGCCACUAAAAAAACCUGAACUGCCAUUACGUUUUUUUACUUUUCUUUAAACAAGGAAAGUGCUUCUGGAUCAGUGCUUCUGUGUUUUUUCUGAUUAAAAGAGCCUAAAACACUUUAAACUAUAACUGCACUUUCUGUGGAGUGAAAGAUUUAAAUCAACUUUUUAAGUAAAUUUAUACAUUAUUUUGAUUUUACAGAAAACAAUUCAGAAAGCUUUACUGUUCAUAUGCUGCUUUACCGCUAUCUUUAUUUUUUAAGUGGGUUCUUUGGAUUUAAAAAA
This is a messenger RNA of Fundulus heteroclitus (mummichog), 1790 nucleotides long. Its product is annotated as lymphocyte antigen 75. The record is from RefSeq and is a predicted model, not a curated record. Bases 60 to 1136 code for a protein of 358 amino acids. The transcript has 5 exons. NCBI's taxonomy places the organism in Eukaryota, Metazoa, Chordata, Actinopteri, Cyprinodontiformes, Fundulidae.